Messenger RNA from Monomorium pharaonis (pharaoh ant), 2892 nucleotides. It is a transcript of the gene twisted, whose product is annotated as protein O-mannosyl-transferase 2. Gene Ontology annotation, molecular function: dolichyl-phosphate-mannose-protein mannosyltransferase activity. Gene Ontology annotation, biological process: protein O-linked glycosylation via mannose. The transcript has 14 exons. The record is from RefSeq and is a predicted model, not a curated record. Bases 480 to 2621 code for a protein of 713 amino acids. Gene Ontology annotation, cellular component: endoplasmic reticulum; membrane. NCBI's taxonomy places the organism in Eukaryota, Metazoa, Arthropoda, Insecta, Hymenoptera, Formicidae.
AAAAAGAAUUGCCUUCAAGUGAUCGAGGAGAUGCGUCCCGUCGCGUCGUCACAUGUGGCGGAUUAUGGAAUUUGGUGGAAUUCACAUUGGUUGCGUUCAGGAAACACAAGUGAUCAGUGAGCGAUCAGUGAUUAUUGGUUCUUACUGUUAAAUCUCUAAAUUUGGACCAAUUAUAUUAGCGAAUUACUCAACUGUUGUACAACUGUUGAGUGUCCUGAACGCAACCAUUGUGACUAUUGUGAGUUGUGACUUUGUGAGUUGUGAGUACUGAGUAUGCGGAAGAAACAGUUUGACGUUUGACGUAUCGUGUAGCGGAACGUCGAGUACGGGGAACAUCUGGGAUAUCUGGCACGUUCCGCGAGACGUACAAGUUAAUAAUCGCUGUAUUAUAAUUCAGUUAUUCAGUAGAUCGUACACCAUUUUAAAUGCAAGGAUAUAUACCCCGAUUUGCGAAGUAAACAACAUAACGAAGCGAAGCGAUGAGAGGCGGCAUCCAAGAAACCGCUUGCAAAUCGAAAAAUGCAACGAUAUCGCAAACGAAGGAAAAGGGAGAUGCGACAGAUUGGUGGCUUCUGUUUGGAGGCAUAACUGCACUUACUCUGAUCACCCGAUUUUACAGGGUCACAGAACCUCAGCAUGUAUGUUGGGACGAAACACACUUCGGCAAAAUGGGCAGCUGGUACAUAAACAGAACGUUCUUCUUUGACGUUCAUCCACCUUUGGGAAAGAUGCUUAUUGCUUUGUCUGGGUACAUGACUGGCUAUGAUGGAACAUUUGCUUUUGAAAAACCAGGAGACAAAUUUGAAAAUGUCAAUUACAUAGGCAUGAGAGUUUUCUGCACAAUUUUGGGCGCAACUAUUGUCCCUCUGUCAUAUCUUAUUGUAUGGGACUUUACCAAGUCAAUUUGUGCCUCUGUGCUUGCAUCCCUCCUCAUUUUGUGUGAUGUAGGUUUGUUGACGUUGAAUCAAUAUAUCUUGCUGGAUCCCAUAUUGUUGUGUUUUAUGAUGUGUGCGACAUGGGGCAUGGCGCGUGUGGCAUCACUUCGAGAUCGACCAUUCACGCGAUCCUGGUGGUCGUGGUUGUCGUUCACCGGAGCUUCGCUCGCGUGCACGAUUAGCGUGAAAUUUGUCGGACUCUUUGUUGUCCUGCUUGUGGGUCUUUACACCGCUUACGAGCUCUGGCGAGAAUUGAGUGAUUUGUCAAAGCCUAUUUCUUAUGUGGGGAAACAUUUGUUAGCAAGGUGCAUUUGUCUCAUCUUAUUACCGAUUUUACUUUACAUGCUGUUUUUUUAUAUCCAUCUUUCUGUUUUGAAUAAAAGCGGAAGUGGCGAUGGUUUCUACAGUUCGGAAUUUCAGUCGCUGUUACGCGGUAAUUCAUUAUAUAACGCGACGAUGCCGCGACAAUUGGCGUAUGGUGCCACUAUUACAUUAAAAAAUCAUCGCACAGGCGGCGGUUACUUACAUUCCCACUGGCAUUUGUAUCCUGAGGGAGUCGGCGCGAGGCAGCAACAGAUUACGACUUAUUCCCACAAAGACGAUAACAAUCUGUGGUUGGUGAAAAAAUACGACACAGAUGUGAUACCGCCGGAGCCGGAAUUAGUUAAACACGGCGACCUUGUGCGUCUGGAACACAUUACGACGAGACGAAAUUUACAUUCGCACAAGGAAAUUGCGCCGAUUUCGAAGAAACAUUACCAAGUCACCGGAUAUGGAGAGAACGGUACGGGUGAUGCUAACGACGUUUGGAAGAUAUUAAUAACGAAUGGAAGGGAUGGCGACGUGGUAGAGACGGUGACGAGUAAAUUAAAGUUUGUGCAUUAUCUUCAUCAUUGCGUGCUGACGUGUAGUGGUAAAACGCUGCCGAAAUGGGGAUACAGCCAACAGGAGGUUUCUUGCAACCCCAACAUGAGAGAUAAAAAUGGACUAUGGAACAUUGAGGACAAUCAAUACGCCAAAUUACCAAAUGUCAGUUUCCGAGUGUACGCGCCGGGAUUCCUCGACAGAUUCCUGGAGUCACACGCCGUGAUGCUGCAAGGCAAUUCGGAUCUAAAAGUGAAGGAAGGAGAGGUGUCCUCGCGGCCAUGGCAGUGGCCUAUAAAUUACAGGGGGCAAUUUUUCUCCGGAAAUAAUCAAAGGAUAUAUUUGCUCGGCAACCCUAUCAUUUGGUGGGGAAACAUAGUCUUCCUUGUAAUAUUUAUAAUUCUUUAUGUCUACGCUUCUGUACGCGAGCAACGGGGUUGCGUCGACAACGCCGUUGUGCUCGAACAGCGAAGCAAAAUAACGCACGCUGGAAAGUGGCUCUUCCUUGGAUGGAUCUUGCAUUAUGUGCCUUUUUGGGCGAUGACCAGAGUGCUGUAUUUUCAUCAUUACUUCCCAGCUUUGCUGUACAGCUCCAUGCUGACCGGGAUCACGUUAAAUUAUAUCAUUGAGAGCUUCCUGCUGCUACUACCUGAUAAAGUGAGGAAUAUGAUUUAUCAUAUCGCGCUAGGAACCAUAGUUUCCGUCAUUGCAUAUAGCUUUUAUCUGUUCUCACCGUUAGCUUACGGGAUGGAUGGUCCAUCCGCCAUGGAUCCCGAGAGCUCGAUGCAUUCUUUAAGAUGGAUGGAAUCUUGGGAAUUUUAAAUUUUGAAAUCUAAUUUAAUCAGUGCAAUACAAAAUAUUUUUUAUACUCUUAUACUAUACUCGUUUCGCAGUAUAAUUAGUAAUGCAGUAUACUUUAUGCUGCACUACUAAGAAUACUAAUUCAAAUCUGCGACAAUGACUGAGAAUUGGAAAAUGCUCAUCUUAUUUAUAUUAUUUAUAUUUUCUAUCGAACUAUAUAUAGGAAUUUAUACUUACAGUGUUUUAUAUUUUUUAUAAUUUGUUCGUACAAACAUUAAAAUAAUUUAAUAAC